AUGUCCGGUUUGAUUUGGCGGCUGCGACCGCGCCUGCAGCUUCCACGCCUGGCUGCGCGCGCGAGACUCCUCUCGACGCUUCCGAAUAUCCCGAUCUUCCGAGCUUUGCAAAACCACGACCCGGCCAGUCUAGCUGUUGUUCACAGCUUAAGCAAGCGCUCGUUCACAUACGGGAAUCUCAUCGGCGAUAUUCUCUGCGCGAAGGAGCAGCUUGAACACAAGACUACGGGCAAGCUGGCUGGGGAGCGGGUCGCGUUCCUAGCGGAGAAUAGCUAUGACUACGUAGUGACUAUGCUGGCUAUUUUCGCAAGCAACGCCAUUGCUUUGCCUUUGUCGCCGUCAUUUCCAACUGGUGAACUCCAGUAUAUUCUGGAUAACUCGGAGGCGAAGUUGCUCCUCGCGACGGAGAAAUAUGCCAACAAGGCAGAACAGGUCCUCAAGGCUGGGCUGCAGAGGGAACCAUUGUUUGAUAUCCGACAUAAGCUCAAGGAAGGUGCUGAGAAUGAGUCUGUUCAAUUAGAGGACUUGAAGCAGCCUGUCUCUGGGGGAUUGAUGCUGUACACAUCCGGGACUACAAAUCGACCGAAAGGAGUACUCAUCCCCGACUCUGCAAUUACGGCACAAGCAAGUUCUCUCCUCAAAGCAUGGAACUACACACCCCAAGACCGACUACUCCACCUACUUCCACUCCACCACAUCCAUGGCGUGGUCAACGCAGUUCUAACCCCGAUAUUCGCUGGUUCUUCCGUUGAAUUCAUGUACCCAUUCAACCCAGAUCAAGUCUGGCGCCGCCUCGCCGCCCCGUUCACAAGCGAAUCCAAACCAAAAAUCACCUUCUUCACGGCCGUUCCAACAGUCUACAACCGCUUAAUGACAUCCUUCACCACCCUGCCACCAGACAUUCAACAAGGCGCCAAACAAGGAAUCUCCCCAUCAAAUCUCCGCCUUAACAUCUCCGGCUCUGCAGCCCUCCCAACCCCCACCAAAACAAAAUGGACCACUCUUAGCACCGGCAACGUCCUCCUCGAACGCUUCGGUAUGACCGAAGUAGGAAUGGCCAUAAGCUGUGGCCUCGACCCGAAGGACCGCAUUGAUGGCAGCGUAGGCUGGCCCUUACCAGGUGUACAAGCGCGACUAGUCGACACAGAAACAGACGAAGUCAUCCCACUAGACAGCACUCGCGAAGGCGAGAUCCAACUCCGCGGUGAAACGAUCUUCCACAGCUACUGGGGCAAUGCGAAAGCCACGGCUGAGAGCUUUGUCCCGGCCGACGACGGCGGGAAACCGUGGUUCAAGACUGGCGAUGUCGCGACUAGACGGGUCGUCGAGGGAGCCGGAUCUGGAUCUAGUGGUGAGUGGGCGAAGGGUCCCAUGUAUUUCAUUCAGGGUCGGAAGAGUGUAGAUAUUAUCAAGACGGGCGGAGAGAAGGUCAGCGCGUUGGAGGUUGAGAGGGAGAUGCUUUCUCUACCUCAGAUCACAGAAGCUGCUGUCGUGGGUCUUCCCUCGGAACAAUGGGGUCAAAAGGUCGCUGCGGUGGUCGUCCUUAGUCCUGAUGCGGCGAGUACGGGACGAAAUGGCAAGGUAUGGGGACCGAUGGAUAUGCGACGUGCAUUGAAGGAUCGAUUGGCUUCGUACAAGAUUCCACAGGAAAUGAAGGUUUUGGAUGCGAUUCCAAGGAAUGCAAUGGGCAAGGUGAACAAGAAGGCUCUUGUCAAGCAGGUAUUCGAUUUUUAG
This is a messenger RNA of Penicillium maclennaniae, 1734 nucleotides long. RefSeq names its product acyl-CoA synthetase. Bases 1 to 1734 code for a protein of 577 amino acids. Gene Ontology annotation, molecular function: medium-chain fatty acid-CoA ligase activity. Lineage: Eukaryota; Fungi; Ascomycota; Eurotiomycetes; Eurotiales; Aspergillaceae. The transcript is spliced from 5 exons. Gene Ontology annotation, biological process: fatty acid metabolic process. The record is from RefSeq and is a predicted model, not a curated record.